Molecule: messenger RNA, 2905 nt
Organism: Alligator mississippiensis (American alligator)
Lineage: Eukaryota; Metazoa; Chordata; Crocodylia; Alligatoridae
Gene: SF3B2
Product: splicing factor 3b subunit 2
Exons: 23
Coding region: 137-2782 (881 amino acids)
Biological process (GO): mRNA splicing, via spliceosome
Cellular component (GO): catalytic step 2 spliceosome; precatalytic spliceosome; U12-type spliceosomal complex
Source: RefSeq, a predicted model, not a curated record
AACAGCCACAGCUCUUAUCGUGACUCCCUUGGAUCAACCAUGACAGUGACUGCACUCACGGCUGCUGUCAUGACAUGCCGAGCUACUGUGACGGGUCGCGACGUGCCAGGCUAUCACAGGUGCAUCUAGGGAGGUGAUGCUUCUCUACGUGGCACUGGUGAGGCCGCAGCUGGAGUACUGCAUUCAGUUUUGGGCGCUGCACUUCAAGAGGGAUGAACUUCUUCAUGGUAGCCGCGAGGAGCUGGUGGAGCGGCUGCAGACCUACACGCUGCAGACGGGCAUCGUACUGAGCAGACCGGUCCUGAGAGGAGAGGAUGGCGACAAGCCUGCCCCGCCGCCGCCACGCACGGGCCCGCUCUCGGGGAUCCCGAUGCCCCCUCCACCGAUGGGGAUGCCCAUGCAGCCUCCACCGCCCCCUCCCCCGCCACCAGGCAUGGGCCUCAAUUACUCCAUGGGGGUGGGGCCACCCCCGCCACCUCCCAUGGGACCUCCCCUGCGUGUCCCCAGUGUGGACCCCGUGGCCCUUUCAGAGGAGGAGCGCCUCAAGCUGGCCCAGCAGCAGGCUGCCAUGAUCAUGCAGCAGGAAGAGCGGGCCAAGCAGGGGGACAAGCUGAAGGAGCAGGAGUUGCUGGAGCAACAGAAGCGGGCUGCUGUUCUCUUGGAGCAGGAGCGCCAGCAGGAGAUGGCCAAGCUGGCCCCCCCAGUGCCCCGCACGCCCCCCGAUGCAGGGCCAGUGAGACCCGUUGGAGCCAUGGGGCCACGACCCCCCAUGGCACCCAGAGGUGGUGCCCCAGUGGGGGCUCCGCUGCCUGGGGUUCCCAUGGGGGCCCCCAGCCCGAGGCCCCGCGGGCCCCCCCCUCCCCCUGGAGAGGAGAUCCGAGAGCCAGACGACUCGUCAACCGGCCCCAAGAUCCCACAGGCACUGGAGAAGAUCCUGCAGCUGAAGGAGAUCCGGCAGGAGGAGCUUACAGUGCCGGGUGCCCCUGAUGAUGAUAUGGAGACAGACUCAAGGGCCUUGCUCAGCAUCUCUGCCUCGGAGACCGAGGAGGACAUGCUGCUCUCCAAGAAAGAGAGAAACCGGAAGCGGCGGAACCGGAAGAAGAAGAAGAAGGGGCGAGUUGGGCGGGAGGCCACAGGGCGCCAGGGCCUGGCCUCCACAGCAACCCCUGAGACCAAGGGCCCCGAUGCCACCGUGGACAUCGAGUAUGUCACCGAGGAGCCUGAAAUCUAUGACCCCAACUUCGUGUUCUUCAAGCGCAUCUUCGAUGCCUUCAAGCUGACAGACGAUGUGAAGAAGGACAAGGAGAAGGAGCCUGACAAGGCCGACAAGCCCGAGAGCGCUGCUGCCCCCAAGAAGAAGGGCUUCGACGAGGGCCGCAAGGGCAGUGAUGAUGACAGCACUGAUGAUGAGCAGGAAAAGAAGCCCGAGGCGCCCAAGCUGUCCAAGAAGAAGCUGCGACGCAUGAACCGCUUCACUGUGGCUGAGCUGAAGCAGCUUGUGGCACGCCCGGACGUCGUGGAGAUGCAUGACGUGACAGCGCAGGACCCCAAGCUGCUGGUGCACCUGAAGGCCACACGCAACUCAGUGCCGGUGCCACGGCACUGGUGCUUCAAGCGCAAGUACCUGCAGGGCAAGCGUGGCAUCGAGAAGCCGCCCUUUGAGCUUCCUGACUUCAUCAAGCGCACUGGCAUCCAGGAGAUGCGUGAGGCUCUGCAAGAGAAGGAGGAGCAGAAAACGAUGAAGUCGAAGAUGCGGGAGAAGGUGCGGCCCAAGAUGGGCAAGAUCGACAUCGACUACCAGAAGCUGCAUGACGCCUUCUUCAAGUGGCAGACCAAGCCCAAGCUCACCAUCCACGGGGACCUCUACUAUGAGGGCAAGGAGUUUGAGACGCGGCUGAAGGAGAAGAAGCCAGGGGACCUGUCGGACGAGCUGCGCAUUGCCCUGGGCAUGCCUGUGGGGCCGAACGCGCACAAGGUGCCCCCGCCCUGGCUCAUUGCCAUGCAGCGCUACGGCCCCCCACCGUCCUACCCCAACCUCAAGAUCCCGGGCCUCAACUCCCCCAUCCCUGAGGGCUGCUCGUUCGGGUACCAUGCCGGGGGCUGGGGAAAGCCGCCUGUGGAUGAGACGGGGAAGCCGCUGUACGGGGAUGUCUUCGGGACCAACGCCGCUGAGUUCCAGACGAAGGCAGAGGAGGAGGAGAUUGACCGGACGCCCUGGGGGGAGCUGGAGCCCUCAGAUGAGGAGUCCUCAGAGGAGGAGGAGGAGGAUGAGAGCGAUGAGGAGAAGCCUGACGAGACUGGCUUCGUCACACCCGCCGACAGCGGGCUGAUCACGCCGGGCGGGUUCUCGUCGGUGCCAGCCGGCAUGGAGACCCCCGAGCUCAUUGAGCUGCGGAAGAAGAAGAUCGAGGAGGCCAUGGACGGGAGCGAGACGCCGCAGCUGUUCACGGUGCUGCCCGAGAAGCGCACGGCCACGGUGGGCACUGCCAUGAUGGGCUCCACCCACAUCUACGACAUGUCCACGGUGCUGAGCCGCAAGGGGCCGGCACCGGAGCUGCAGGGCGUGGAGGUGGCGCUGGCCCCCGAGGAGCUGGAGCUGGACCCCAUGGCCAUGACGCAGAAGUACGAGGAGCACGUGCGGGAGCAGCAGGCCCAGGUGGAGAAGGAGGACUUCAGCGACAUGGUGGCUGAGCACGCCGCCAAGCAGAAGCAGAAGAAGCGGAAGGCGCAGCCCCAGGAUGCCCGCGGUGGCGGCAAGAAGUACAAGGAGUUCAAGUUUUAGCCCCCGUCCCCCCCCCCCCACUCUGGUUUUACACCCGCUGCCUGGGGGCAGCCCCCCCCUGCCCCCCCCGUGGUUUUGUGACCUCCCUUUUGUAAAUAAAGUGCUGGGCGCUGCCCGUCCUGC